Molecule: messenger RNA, 2499 nt
Organism: Rotaria sp. Silwood1
Lineage: Eukaryota; Metazoa; Rotifera; Eurotatoria; Philodinida; Philodinidae
Source: the annotation of a GenBank genome assembly
AUGAAAAAACGCGGUGGAAAAAAGACAAAACCUCAAUUAUACAGUCAUAUUGCUUCAGCAAUCAUACCAUCAGCAAGUAUUGUUGCUGUACCAUCAGCUGCAUCUUAUUUUCCACGACAAAAAAUUCAUGCUAAUGAAGAAUGGGGUCCAUUAGCAUCAACACUUCUUCGUGCAUCAUCUACCAGUCAAUUACUUAUUCCAACUACAACUUUAUUAACUACACAACAAGAUGAUAAUUAUAUACGUUCAAUACAAAGAACAAUUCGAGGACGAAUGGAUACAACUACAGAUGAAGAAGAAAGUGAUGAUGAAAGUGAAAAAGAACAAAAACCUGGUACAGCAGCACUUGUGAAGAGUACUACACCUCGACCAGCUUCAUUAUAUGAUGCUGAAAAACGAUUAUUGGGUCAUGCUGUUGAUGAUCAAGAAUCAAUAUCAACAAUAAAUGAUACUGGUGUUAGUUCAACAUCUCAUUUAGAUGCUAAACAAGCACUUACAGCUGAAUUAUCACGAUCAGCAGAUGAAAAAAUUGGAAAACAUUCAUCAGUUCCAAUGGCACGUCGACAAAAUCCUCCACUAGUUCUCAAUCCUGUUCAAAGUCAAUCAGAUCCAACAUUAGCAAGAACUGAUAUUGGUGUUGAAGGUAUUGGUGGUGAAUUAAAAUCAGGAGCAACAACAGGACGUUCAUCUCUUAAUGAUACAACAACUAUACCAGCUAGUGCUCGAUCUGUAUCAUUUAAAGAACCAGUUAUUGAUAAAAAAUAUCAUUCAUCAUCAUUAAAAUCUCAACAAACAACACAUCAUCUUAAUGAUAAUUUAAAUUCAGAAUUAAAAGAAAUCAUUUUACCACCAUCCGAAGAAUAUCAACAAAAUUUGAAUGAUCUUGAACAACGUAAUGAAUUAUUAAAUAAUGAAGUUCAACAACUUCGAUUAAAUAAUCGAAAUCUUCAAAAACAAUAUGAAGAAUUACUUGAUCGUUUACAAACAUCACAAAAACUUUCACAACAAGAAUUAAGUGAUUUAUUAAAACAAAUUGGACGUGAUCAAAUAAACGAUUUCGAAAAUUUAACUAAAACAUUACAAAAUCGUUGUGAUCAAUUACAAAAUGAAUUGAUUACUAUGAGAGAUCGAUAUGCACAAAGUCAAAUUCAAUCUAAUGUACAAGAAUUGAAAAAAGAAAAUCAUUUUCUUAAAGAUUAUAUUCAUCGUUUAAAUGCUGCUUCAAGUGAAUAUCAAACAAUGCACCCACCAAAAACAUUAAAAAAAGAAAUGAAUAAAGAUCAACGUAAAAUGCAAGGUUUACCAAUGAAAGGUCCAUCACCAAUUUGGCUACUUAACCAAAAAUUUCUUGCACCAUUAUUUGUUUGUUAUGAUGAAAAAUUAUAUGAAAACAAAGAAUUUAUUAAAAAACUUCAAACGCAACUUAAUGAAUUACAUGAUCAAGUUAAAUUAAUAACUGAUGAAAAUAUUUUAUUACAUGAACGACUUGCUCGAUCAACAAUAUCGGGAAAGGAUGAUACACAUCUAUCUGAUAUUGAACAUAUCAAACGACAAGCAUAUCUUGUUUUAGAAGAAAAUAAAAUUCUUCAAGAACAACUUAAUUUACAAACAAAUCGAUUAACUGAUGUACAAAAAGUACAAAUUCAAGAAGUAUCAAAUUUAACUCGACGUUUAUUAAUUGCUGAAAGUGAAAAAACUGAAAGUGAUCGUAUACUUGAAACAAUACGAAUAAGAAAUGAAGAUUUAAAAAGAAAAUAUGAUCAAUUAAUGAUGGAUAGUAAUCAUCGUAUACAUAUUCAAGAACAUGUUUAUGAAAUAAGUGAAAUGAAACGAUUAACAGAUGAAUUAAGUGAAAAACAUGCUCAUGAAAUGCAAUUACUUCUUCGUCGAGUACAGGAUGCUGAAUCAUCAAAAAAAAUUUCACAAUUAAAAUUAACUGAAAAUCGAAGUGAAAUUGAACGUUUAAAAGGUGAAAUAAAAGCAAUGAAAAAAACAAAUAAAAAAUAUCUAUUACGUGUACAAACACAUGAAAAAAAAGUUGAAUUACAACAAAUUAAAGAACAACGAAUAACAACAAUGUUUGAAAAAAUUAAUGAAGAAUUAGAACAAAUAAAAUUAGAACGAGAUACUUAUUUAGCAUUGGCUAAAACAAAAGAAGAAGAAAUGAAUAAAACACAAGUUCGAUUAACUCAAGAUGCUGAUAAAUUAAUACAACUUGAAGAACGUCUUGAAAAUUAUAAAACUAAAAAUAAAGAACGUGUUAAUGAAACACAAGAACAAAUGAAACAACAAUAUGAUAAUUUAAAAUUACGUUGUCUAGAACAUGAACAACGUAUUCAACAACUUAUGACAUUGUUAAAUGAAAAACAAGUACUUAUUGAUGAUCUUAAUGCUGAAAAACGGAAUCUUGAAGUUGAUCUUGAAACUAUUUGGCAAUCAACUAAUGCGGACAGUAUGCGUUUACGUGAACAGUUACUUGAUAUGCGUGUAGUGAGUUAG